Messenger RNA from Fusarium vanettenii 77-13-4, 3243 nucleotides. RefSeq lists its product as uncharacterized. The coding region runs from base 1 to 3243 and encodes 1080 amino acids. The transcript has 4 exons. Lineage: Eukaryota; Fungi; Ascomycota; Sordariomycetes; Hypocreales; Nectriaceae. The record is from RefSeq and is a predicted model, not a curated record.
AUGAGCCGGGAUGACUGCACUCCGCGGGGCCUAUCCGACCCGGAGUCCCAUCUUGAUCUUGCCGCCGCCCAUCGCCAGCAGCCUCAGGUCGACCUUGACGCCGGUCCGAGGUCAGUCGCACCAACUUCAGCACACCAAGGUCAACAUGUCACUCUCAAUGCCGCUCUCGAGGUCGACAUGCUGCGGCACAAACUUCGCUCUCUCGAGACUAUUAUCGAACGUCACGGCAUCGCGUCACGCAUUCCCUGUCUCUCUGAAGCUGAAGAGGCGCGGGCGCUCCAGUAUCGUUGCGAGUGCCUCGAGGCCGCUUGCAUACAACAAAGUGAUGCGGACGAAACUAACAGCUUAGACAUGGACGUCGCUAGUAUCUUGACAAACUCACCGCCAGUCCCUUUGCCAUCUGGAUACCCUUCAUGGCUUGAACAUCACUUUACACACAAUGACCGAGUAACUCACACCUCGGUUUCACAAGGCUCUGCGUCAGCCCUCGACAGGUUGAUGCCAGCGCCGUUUAAAUGCUGGCACGAUCAGUGCAUACACUAUGUCUACGGCUUCUCAACUCAGCUAGAGCGUGACAACCAUCUUCGAAUCCACUCAAACAACACAACUCUAGGCGACUCGGAACUAUUUAGAAAACCUAGGAGUUCUUUGCAGCCUAACGAGCGACGACCAGAGAACAGCAGUGUCCCCUUGACGCGGGACCGAUUACCGCCUAUUCAACCACCGACGACUCUCGUAACGACUAACCUACCUCCUCUUCCCUUCCCAACCCCUUCUACGGCUUCGACAAGGAGAGAAUCUGGUCUGGGCUUCACAUUUCCGGAUCCUAAACCUACAUUACCGCGAACCGGCGGAGAGUCCGUUCCUGACCCUCAACUGCCUCCGUUGAAACGAGCUCGUGUUGGACAUCAUCGCCUACAGUCGAUUGGGGAACUCAACCUUUUACGGAAUAACGAACCUUGUCUGCGAUGCCGAGCUGCCAAUAGCCAAGUAGGAUCUUUUGCUUGGACGCAGCCUCAAACGCCUAUAACACCAUCUGAUCCACGACGAGGGAGCGUCAACGACCUCAUCUUGGCUCAGAAUCCGACUCUAGUUACGGCACCAAGACCUGUUUCUUGGAGAAUUGACUUUCAGGACACGUUUUGGUGGCAGGAUGGCGAGUUGGACCUGGACGAACGUCCUACUCGAGCCCUACAACCGAGUCUCCAUGAUCCAGCAUCCAUGCCUCCCGUUUUGCGCCUCAUCGAAUCCAGCUCAAGUUUCCGCGGCGCUGCCUUCGAUCUUCUCGAACUCCUGGCGAUCAGCGGUCAACUCUCUACGACGCGAGAGGAGGAAAAGGUGAAGCAUUCGGCACUCUUUCGGGCAAAACAGUUACUUCGAGAAGUCCUGUUCUACGAUGCAUCCCAACCGAACCCAACUAUCCAGGGAGACAACCUUCCUCCCCGACCUCCGAUCGAAGGUGGUCCUUCUGCGGAACGAAAUCAGCUUCUCAGGGAAUGCACGCGACGCUUUCUGGUCUCGUUUGACUUUGCCACCUCGAACCCGGCAGCCAUGGGCUUAAAACAAUGGCUUGGAGUCUUCAUCUCGCUUUGCAUAUUCAGCGCCGUGGAGAGAAUCUUGGUUGAUAUUGCGCGCUCUUCUCAAGUUAACAAUCAAAGACCAGCAGAGCCCUCUGAUCAAGUUGCUCGAACUGUUUACCAGGUUCUAGUAUCCCUAUUCUCGAACUCGAGCGAUGCAUUAUCGACCAACGCGAAGCUGGAAGAGCCACUUUUCCACCACAUAGCACGUGUUGUUCGUCGCGAAGCCUGGCUAUCAAAACACAUGUACUCGAGUUUCGACUUCCUCCUCAGGCUUGGAACCGGCGACGUUCCGAGCUAUGGGUUCAACGGAUUCGUUAUGCCAGCUAGACGAUACUCAGGGCCUUCAGGAUCUGGUCUUUUACCCCCGGCUCAACUGGAGCCCCCGUCCAGACCAGUCUUUCCAACCUCGACGCCGUUUAUAGGUCCCUCAGGCUCGGGCCUACACUACGUACCGCUUGGUUCGAGACCAGAGCUGCAUCCUCCAGGGCAGUUUGUGCCGCCAGUUGAAGUGCCAGGGCGAGCACGCAGACAUACAGUAGGGGACGAUAUAUCACCAACCACCGAUUCGCGACGACCAUCUGGAGAGCCAAUAUCACCUUCGAGGCUCAGAUCCUCCUCUCGUCGAACAUCUUUGCGGCGCGUUUACUGCGACAAAUGUAACGAACAUCCAGACGGUUUCCGAGGUGAUCACGAGCUUCGACGACACAUGGACGCCAAGCAUUCGGCUACGGUCAAACGAUGGGUUUGCAGGGAACCCAAGAACCCUAUACCUUCAUCGCCGCAGCCGAUCAUUCCUCUGUCACGUUGCAAAGCGUGUCUGGCACAAAAGCGCUACGGCGCAUACUACAACGCGGCAGCCCAUCUUCGUCGUGCCCACUUUCGACCGCAUCGAGUUGGUAAAGCUAGUGGUGAUUGGCCAUCCAUGAGCGUCUUGAAGGACUGGAUGCGCGAAGUACGACAAUCUGUCGACGUUACCGAGGAACAUAUAUCUAGUGGGGAGGAUGACAUGGAGGAGUUUCAGACUCCUAUUGAUUAUAGAGACUCUGUCUCUCAACGGGCAUCACUUGCCCCUGAAGCGCCGCUACAGGCGGCCUCGGUUUUAGGACCACGCGUCUCGACAUCUGUUGAACCAUCGAUGCCGAUCGAACGAGCCAGCCCGUCUCGACGACCUACCGAAAACAGGACCAAGUGUCCUCAUCCAGACUGCGGGCGCGAGUUUCGUGAUCUCGCCUCCCACAUGCUCACGCAUCAAGAGGAACGACCCGAGAAGUGCCCUAUCGUGACAUGCGAAUACCAUACAAAGGGAUUUGCGCGGAAGUACGACAAGAAUCGGCAUGCCCUGACCCACUACCGGGGUUCGAUGGUCUGCCCCUUUUGCCCUGGUGUCGGAAGCCCCUUCGAAAAGGUCUUUACGCGCGCCGAUGUCUUCAAACGACAUCUGACUGCUGCCCAUCAAGUUGACCAAACGGGCCACAGCAGUGGUCAUCGGUUACCCAGCGGCGAGGAUCCGGCCGGGACGAAAGCGAGGUGUUCUAUCUGCAAGAUUGGCUUCGGAACGGCACAAGACUUUUACGAACAUCUCGACGAUUGUGUCUUGAGCGUCAUUGUGCCAUCUUCCAGUACAUCAGGUCAGCAGGGUCGACCGCAGUCACGACAGCAAUAA